AUGAUUGAGAAUUUAAUACCUCCGGAUGUUAUUACUUUUACUACACUGAUCCAUGGAUACAAAAUUAAAAAAGAUCCAUCAAUGAUAAAAUAUACUUUGAAAGAAAUGGAUGGUUUUGGAAUUGAUAUAGAUAAAUUUUUAUUUACAACUUUAAUCUAUUCAUAUCUUCAAAAUAAUGAUCUGACAAAUGCUUUUAAAAUUUAUCAGAAAAUUGUUGAACAAAAUAUUCAAUUAGAUAGACGUCUACUUGUCUCUUUUAUCUAUCUCAAAGCUGCUCUUUCAGAUUCUGAAGGUUCAAGAAAAAUAUUUGACAUAAUUAAAGCCAAAGGUAUCAUUCCAAAUACUAAAUCUUUUAAUGCUCUUUUAUAUGCUUAUUCUAGAGAUCCUAAAGUGACUGCAACUCAACUUGAGAAAGUUUUUAUGGAAAUGUUGUCAGAAAAUGUGGAACCAAAUCAAUUUACAUUUGAAAUUUUGAUUGAUGGUUGUUGCAAAAAAAAUGACCUAUUAAGUGCAAAAAAUGUUUUAAUUGAAAUGAAAAAAAGAAAUAUCCAUAUAUCUAAGUUUGCUUCUAAUUCUUUUAUACGUCAAUACAGCCUUAAUGGUCAAUCUGAGCUAGCCUGGAAAUUUUUUGAUAAAAUGGUUUUUUCUGGAAUAAAACCUGAUCUUUUUAUCUACACUUCAAUUAUCUCUUUAGCAACUUCAACAUCAAAUUUUAAAAAAGCUUAUGUUAUUAUUGAAAAUCUUAUUAAAAGUGGAUUGAAACUUGAUCUUCAUACUUAUACAGCUGUAAUGUCUUUACUGAUUAAAUCAAAGAGAGUAGAUCAAGCAAUUUCUAUUUUUAUUGAGAUGAUGAGACAAAAUAUUCUACCUGAUGUUGUUAUUUUGACUGUAUUGAUUCAAGGUCUUGGUAUUGCAAAAAGAUUUGAUCAUAUAAAAAAAGUUUAUGAUUUUAUGAAGAAAUUUAAUAUAAAGCCUGAUAGAUUUGUAUAUUAUUAUCUAGAGCCACUGUACAAAAAAUUUGGGUCACAAGAAGAAUUGGAAAGUUUAAAUCAAGAUAUGAUUAAAUAUAAUAUAGAUCCUGGUUCUAAAAAUAUAUUAUACACUAAAGGAAAAGGUCCGAGGUAUUGGAAAAUGAAAUUUUUAAUAAAUAGAAGGAUUGAUAGAAGAAAGUCUUUAUAUAAUGACUCUAUAACAGAAAAACAUCUUAAAUCACUUCGUAAACAGAGAAAGAACAAUCUUCAUAAAAUAGUGUAA
Entrophospora sp. SA101 is the source of this 1254-nucleotide messenger RNA. The record is from the annotation of a GenBank genome assembly. NCBI's taxonomy places the organism in Eukaryota, Fungi, Glomeromycota, Glomeromycetes, Entrophosporales, Entrophosporaceae.